Molecule: messenger RNA, 8086 nt
Organism: Osmia bicornis bicornis
Lineage: Eukaryota; Metazoa; Arthropoda; Insecta; Hymenoptera; Megachilidae
Exons: 12
Coding region: 615-4298 (1227 amino acids)
Biological process (GO): protein dephosphorylation
Cellular component (GO): protein phosphatase type 2A complex
Molecular function (GO): calcium ion binding; protein phosphatase regulator activity
Source: RefSeq, a predicted model, not a curated record
AUGCCAGUUUGCUACUGCAAGCUUCAGAGGUGCGGUCGUUAGUCGCGUAAGCCGGUUCGCGGUGUUUUCGCUGAUCUUUAUUUCACGUUUGUCGCGGCGUGUGAAUCAAAGACAGUAAUAAACAUGUCAAGAAGGAACAAUAUUCGUACGUGACACGAGUGUUAAUAUUUGUGCCUCAUCUUUUAUUGUGCUGUAAUGACGACCAGGCAAAAUCGAAGAAAACUAUAUUGAGAAAAGUGUCGAUUCCUCGAAGAAGCAGCCACGGUAUGUCACUUAUCAAUUUCGAUCGCCAGUGGCUCGUGAUCUUCGACAAUAGAAUACCACCUUGGUGACAGUGAUCGCAUACCUUCUCUAUAAUUAAACUAUAUAAUGUCAACAGUGAACUCGAGUGCUCGUCCAAGUACAUCCGAAGCCAUCUGAGAGACAAGACUUGAUUCGGUGUUCGUUGCUUCGGUGUCCGCGUAAAAAGACGAAGAAUUUCAAUAGAAUCAGAAGGAAGAGAAAGAAAAAAGAUAAGAAUGGGGGGUUCGAUGAGAGGAACGAGGAUCUCGUGGAGCGUGUGUCGACCGUUGUCACGAUGGAGAUCGAGAUUGUUGGGCCAGUGGGCCUGAGAUAUGCCAGCAGCAUCGGUUAGCUCGGUGAUCACGGAAACGGCAUCGUCCUCAUCAUCGAGGCUGAGGACGGAAACGGCGGCGUCGGGCGGUAUAGCUGGCCGACAGCUGGCCAGGCUAGAAAUCGAGACGAUCGAGCGACGGGUCUGUGCGACCCGACGCGAUCUCUUCGUUCCUGUGACCGUCGAUCCACGGCCAAGUCGAGCCGUCCAUUGUCCGGACUUGAACGCCUGUCUGGUGAACGAGUCUCGAUCGGGUAACGAUCAGGUCGACUGUCAGGCCGUCCACUUCGGUUACGCUAUACCCGUGAACGUAGUCCCACUCGAGGGUAAUCCUGAACUGGUGGAGCUGGUGUUGGAUCACUCGACCGAGUUGAGUAGAAGAACGACGAGCUUUCUGCUCGAACACCAUCCCCAGCUACGUCAACAGACGCGCGGACACGGCCAGACGCAGCAGGAAGAUUGGAGAAUGGCUGCGACGGCUAAACACGAUCUUCGUCGCAAGUUCCCCACGGACACUUCGACCUCGGGCGACGAAGAUAUCGCUGCGAUCGCGAAACAAAUCAGCGACCACGCGGAGGCGAUCUAUCAGACGUGGAAGAGCCGAGGUCUGGCUCCCACGGAGAUCUUGAAUUGCCACAGCAAUGCAACCGCGGCGGACAAGUUCGGCACCGUACUCACUCCGACCUCCAGCCCGAACAGCACCGGUAAAACUACCCCGACUACGCCUACCUCUACGGCCACUGUCGACAUACUGACUCAGGCACCUAGCCUGGACAACGGAAACCUGGAGAAGCUGGUUAAUAAUUUCGUGGUUGAGGAUAAAGCGAGGAUAGCCGCGUCCAGGCAGAGAUCGCCGUCCAAGACACUGCCUUCGUCGAUACAGUUCGCGCUGCAGAAGUUUGAGAGGAACUCGACGCAGCAGCAGCAGCAGCAGCAGCAGCCACCGCCACAGACAUCGCCGUUGAAGAACAGCAACGUGGUGGGUGGUCAGGCCAAAACGAAACAGAUUACGUUGCUUUCGCCUACGUCUCCGUUCGCUAAUAAACCAUCUCAGAUAGUGAAGCCUCAGGUGUCUUCGAAGACUCCUGGUGCUCAUCAUCGAGAAGUCUUCUUGGAGACGAUCGAGACCACGUUCCCGGCUGACAUAACGCCAUCGAAGAUCGUGGUGCAACAGAAGAGGCCAACCAGCACCGUCAUCACAUCUCCGAAUCUCGAUGAAUCUUCUAUGAACUCUGGCUUAACCACGUGGCCACUGAAGAACAAGUUGAACGAAGGUAAGAGGAUAACCACGGAUCCAUCCGCGAGGUCGUCUUCGCAGGAGAGUAAACUGUUGAUAACGAAGGAGGAGAAGAGGAACAGUGGUUCAAAUUCGAACGUCUACCUAGACGAAGUGGCUCGCGAGGAGGAAAGACUGAUAAACGCGUUGAAAACUGGCUCGGUGAUCACGGAGGAACCUACGGAGAGGACGGUGCCGGCUCUGGCUCGACAGAAACCUGCGAUAAAGCGAGAAAAGCCAAAAGUGGAACCCGUUAAACCCAUAAUCAUUGGUCACAAUCACCAUGGCACCGGUCUGGUACCAGCCUCCGCGACUAUGGUGAAUAAUGUCGUCAGCACUCCACCUGGAAACGGUACACCGAUCGUGUCCGACGCGAAAUCCCUUAGUAAAGACGAUUUGUCUAACAUGUCCGUGGUGGAUUACGCGAAAGUGAGAUACAGGGCGGCUCAACAAAAUCCAGCGACGCAACAGAGGCUGGAAGAGCAGAAGACGAACAACGGGCCGGCGUUCAACGCCACGGAACAGUUGGUGUCCACCACUAGGUCCAAGUUUGAAACAGAGAUACGAAAGGAUAAAGAGGCUAACAAGGAGGAGAAAGAUCCUGUAACGUCCAGAUGGGGACCAAGGAUCAAUUCUCCCAGGCCAAGGAUCGAGCAAGUGCCUCAUCCUGAGCUAACCACCCAGCAGAAGCAGCAUAUCAGGGCUGCUGCUGCGACAGGAACCGGAAAUAAUCCUAUCAGACCCUUCCUCACUAGAGGUUCGGUCGCCGAACGUGUGCUUAUCUUUGAAAAGUGUCCUAGCGAGUUGUUGCUUGAUAAACGGGGACCGCGACAACCAGCUAUCAACACUUGGAGGACCGGGCACGAGGUUCAAAAUAAGGCUCAGACGUACGCGAAAGACAAGACACAGCAAAAGAGCUUGCCACCGCACACCACGCUCCAGAGGCACGUGAAAGCGAACAGAAACGUUCACAUACCACGAUUUUACUUUCCUGGAGGAAAACCUGUGCCGGUGUCUCAGAUCGAUGCAACCGUUUCCAAGAUCACUGCUGCUUUCCAAGCUCUACCAGGCCAUCGGGCUUCUCGUGGUCAAUUUCAUACCAUCACCAAGGCAUGCGACUUGCCGCUUUACUGGAAGGUGCCGCUUUUCCUCGCGGCUGGAGGAGAUCAGACUGGAUACGUCGAGAUGAAUGCGUUCCUUGAUUUCUGGAAAGAAUUGUCGAAUACCCACCACGACGCGGCGAGCAAGUUUAUCAGAAUCACAACCCGAGGCCAGAGGAACAAUAUACUCCCAGAGGAUUUAAUCCCAUUGGUGCAAGACGUGGUCGAGACUCACCCUGGUUUAACUUUCCUGAAAGAGGCUACUGAGUUUCAUUCACGCUACGUACACACGGUGAUCGCCAGGAUAUUUUAUUGCGUAAAUCGAAGCUGGAGCGGAAGAAUCUCUGUAGCUGAACUGAGAAGAAGCAACUUGAUGUCGGUGAUCGCGAUUCUAGAACACGAGGAAGAUAUCAAUCAAGUUACCGCAUACUUCAGCUACGAACACUUCUACGUUAUAUAUUGUAAAUUCUGGGAAUUGGAUCGAGAUCACGAUCUUUUUAUCGAUAAAACGGACCUCACCAAACAUAACGAUCAUGCCCUGUCGAAACGUAUGAUCGCAAGAAUAUUCAGCGGUGCCGUGACAAGAGGUGGCAUGAAAAGUGGGAACGGUGUGCAGCAACCACAGGAUAAGAUGAGUUAUACAGAGUUUGUAUGGUUCUUGUUAAGCGAGGAAGAUAAAAACCACCCGACUGCGAUCGAAUAUUGGUUUAGGUGCAUGGAUCUCGAUGGAGACGGUUACUUAUCAAUGUACGAGCUGCAAUAUUUUUAUGAAGAACAGUUGCACCGCAUGGAAGCAAUUGGAAUCGAAACGUUGCCCUUUGAGGACUGUCUCUGUCAGAUGUUGGAUAUGAUCAAACCAGAGACACCAGGAAAGAUAUCUUUGAGCGAUCUGAAGAAAUGCAAAAUGACGUCGAUCUUCUUUGAUACAUUCUUCAAUCUUGAGAAGUACCUAGAUCAUGAACAAAGAGAUCCCUUCGCGUCAGCUAGAGAACACGAUCCUGAUGGUCACGAGCUGUCAGAUUGGGAUCGAUUCGCAGCAGAGGAAUACGAAUUGCUAGUUGCUGAAGAGAGCGGUAACGAACAGAACGAGCAAAUGUCGUACGAUUGCUUACCAGAGGACGUGUUCUCCCGAAACUUGGACAUUCUGGACAGCGAAUCGGCGGAUUUGCUUGAAAAAUCAGACAUUCAGUUCUCAGGACAUCCUGACGGUCUGUCGACGGUCGGCCAGUCAGAUUCGAUUCGGCAUCAAGCCAGAAGUCAAUAUUAUGAUAGCGGUGACAGUGAUGAUUACGCUGAAAGCGAUAAUUAAUCGUUUCCUCGUUUGCAAACGCGCAACGAUAUCUACUUGAAGAAAUUGGACGUGAUUGCAAAGAAGAGAAAUAUCCUGUCCCCUCGAAGCGAAAGUAGUUUAAACGUGUAGUUAUUCUCUAUACGAUUAAGAGAAUCGUGUAAUCUCGUCAAGAAUGACCGUAUCAACGAUGGCAGAACGAUUCUCAAUGGAUCACCGCAUCAUUUUUAUAUCGAAGGAUCAUCAGAUACGAAUCUAUUCGGUGGUCAACUUCGAAUCACCGCCCUGAAGUACAAAAAUAGCCGAGGAAUUUUGAUUUUAACAUUCUACCCAGGUGAAGGAAUGUUCGAACAAUUUUAUUAAUCGUUUACGAGUGAGAAAAAUGAAGAUUGAUUUUUUCUAAAAGUAGGGGGAUUCACUUUUCACCGAAGUGUUAAAUAGGAACACGUCGAAAAUUGAGCCACCUAUACGCAGAAAUUGGGAAAAGCUCAACAUCACCGAAUCGAUCCGUAACUCUGAAUAGUCUGGCGAUAGAAAUCAGGCCAUGUGAUAAACGGGCGUCGUUGUUCAACUUAUCAAUGAUAUACAUAUUGUGUACUUCGUGUUGUAAAUAGACAGCAAAUCACGGACCCUUAUUUUUACUUAAACAUGUGGGAAUCAUUUGAAAUAGCGGCUCUUUCAAUUGCUGCAGCCGUUCGUUAACGUGUUGACUGUCAUGGGGGGGGGGAUUUUCUGUGGACUAAUGCUACAAAUUGAAACAGUGGAAAAAAUGGAGCAUAUAGCUAUUUCUACAGUGCUAGUCAACGUGUUAAGGAACUUUUGGACCUAUAGCUUUAGGAACAUUCUUACGAAGGAUCAGGUUCUACUUGGUCGGUUCUUAAAGUUUCAUUCUCGUGAACUACCCUUUUUCUAGCCCAAAGAAAGUCAUAUUUUUUAGACGAAACAAAAAGAAGAGAGAAAGGAAAUUUUGCGAGCAUAUACACAUGUACACCCUCUGUUUCUCUUGAAAAGAGAAUUCACUGUUCGAGGCUGCAACAAGUGGAAAUUGCGCGUGAAAGGAUACACUAACGUGAGAAAAAAGAAAAAAAGAAAAAACUUUUACCCUUCUGUACUCGUCUUGUAUACCAUUAGUAUUACGUUGUGUGCGACAUUAAUUACACGCACGAUAAUAUCGUUCGAAGGGUUCCGAGACGAGAACCGUGACAAAGUAUUCAGCUAAUUGCACGUAGAGUACUCGUAAAUGGGUGUUCGUCUUCUUUUUGUCGAUGGUUGCAGACUGCUUCAGGCUUUGCGAUUUCGUUUGCGAUUUCGAAGUAGGUUUGUACCGAGACGAUAGAGUAACAAGCCAAAGACGCGAAACUAGGAGAGGAAAAGAAGAAGAAAAAACAGAGAAAUUCUGAACGAAGAUCGUGCUUAAACGACACACGACACAUUGUUCUCUUCAAUAAUAAGCGACGAAUGUUAUUAAGGCUCUGGGAAAUAUCGAGUGCGUUCGAAUUUCCCCUUGUUUAUUGAACGUUUAGCGAACGUAGCUUUUGUAAUCUAAGUUUAAAGUUGCUUCAUAGUGUUCUCUUCGAAACGAUGCAUUCUAAAUAUUCAUUGUUUCUUCUCUAUUUGUCUCUCUCUCUCUCUCUCUUUUUUUAAUUAGUUUAAUAAGGUAACAGAGAUUUUAUGUACUUUUUAACGUUGUUAAGGAAUCAUUUAUCGUUUAAAGUAAUGAAAAAUUCGACCACAAAUAUAUAGAAGAUUCUUCGAUUUUUAAACUUUCUUCGGGAAAAAGAAUAUUCUCCCGUUGUAUACGAUCGUCGAAGAACGUGUGGUAUAAUUUCAUUGGGAAAAAGAACACUUAAAUGCGGUUCAACAACUUAAUAAGUUUGCGAGUUUGGAGACCAAUUUGUACCCUGUGUUAUUUCUCAGUAUGUCUCUCUUCAUUGUUACCAUUCAGUUAUUAACAGAUUCGCUACCAGCGUUCCGUAUAUGUGUUACAAUCUAAAAUUGUUAUCUUAUAUAUAUAUAUAUAUAUAUGGGUACAUUAAAAAUAAACAAAGGUUGUUUCACUUGUGGUAUAACAUGAUAUUAAGUAGUAUAAUAUUAUAAAUGAUGUAUAUGACUCGAAAUUAUGUUAUUUUAUUCAGUGUUUUAUAAAAAGAAAAGGGAGAAAAAAAUUGAGCGCUGAUAGCGAACAUGUUAAUUGAUUGUGAGAUCUUGUUUCUGCGUGAAUUUUAUUCCCUUGUUGUUCUAAUAUUAAAUGGACAAUUAUUCGAAUAAUAUAUAUAUAUAUAUAUAUAUCUAUUGUUUCUUAAUAGAACGCCCUGAUCAAGGGUACAGUUGCACUAUCGCAAUUUGCUUGAACCGCCAAGACUGCUGGAAUAUGUAUAUAUUACUUUUUCCGCAAAUUUGAUUUUAAUCGCGUACAUAGAAUAUAUACUACUCUAGUCGAAAUGUGUGCUAUAAUUCACGUAACGAAAACGGCGAAUUCAUUUUUUCUUCUUAAUUUCUUCCAUGCUAUUUGAUGAAUUGCAAGCUACGUAUUGAUGCGUGUAAAAAUUUUCUUCGUCGUAAAGGAUAUUUAAUCCUGGAACAGAAAAUUUCCAUUUAAACGAGAAUAUGUUAGUAAUAAAAUAACAUCCAAUGUAUUAGUUACGGUAAUUUAGUAAAAAAUAUUUUUCAUUUCUUUGGAUGAAAAGUAUCUUGCUUACUAACAAAGCGUUGAGAAGGGAAGUUUAAACAAAUUAAAAACUAUCGAUAAACAAAGAAAUGAAGAAAAUUAAUUAAGUUGUAAAAAGAAAAAUGUCCCAGAAUUAAAUAUUUACACUCGCUUGGUGCUCUAAAUCGAUGCUUGGUAAACAAGUACAUAUUGUUCUUGUUGUUUGCGUACCUAUUUGGUUAAUUGCACGAUCUUCUUUUUCAUCGGCUAUUUUUAAUUCAUGUUUACCAAGAUAUCAACAACGAUACGCGCUUUACUUUACGUUGAUGAAUUUUCAUCACUGAUACGAUGAUUGGGAAAAAAUUUGUAAGGCUUACUGUUAAAAUCUUGCAGAAUCGAAUUAGUGAAUUUCGCCGUAAUAUUUCUAAAAAAAGGGAUAGUUAACCCUUUAUUUGAUGAGAUAAAAUUACAGAACGAAUAACUCUUUUUUCGUUGAAAUAAAAUAAUAAUUAUGGAUUAAGGAUCUCCAAGUAAAGGGUUAAUAUUUUAGAGGAGGUUAUUUAAUUUCUCUGUUGCAUUUUCCGCACCCAGAGAACCAUUUUUUGCGAGUGAUCGCUUUUGUUGACUAUCCAAAGAUGUAACUAUUAACAUUUACAGUUGUAUCUUUUAUAUAGCUCGUUAUAAUUUUUUUACCAUAUAUAUGUAUAUAUAUGUGCAUAUCUCUUUUAUAGAGUUUCAUCAUGACAACAUAGUAUCCAUCAAAUUUCCAUUGAACGAAAGUUAAAACAAGAAAAAAAGGAAUAAGAAAUGUUUAGUUAUUCGUAAUUGCAUUUGGUCAUGUAUUCGAUUGUUAUAUAUUUAUUCAUUACUGUACGAUAGGUUUAUCACUGUUCUAGCGAUCUGUUACACGAUUUUUGAAUCAAGCAGUUAUCUCGAGCGAUUCCGUGUCUAUUUCUAAGGAAGAAUGAUUAUUUUUCAUGGGACAACUGGUACGGUUGAGAUAUUAAAUUCAUGGUUAAUAUUCGCACACGCGUGCUUAGACGGUUUCGAUAAUACACUCACGUUCACCAUUUACCUACAUUUUUAUUUAUAUAUUUUAUCUGUGCAUGAGUAGACAAUUAAGGUAAUUUUGCAAGUUAAUAAAAAUGAUUGGUAAAAGAAA